AUGGUUGAGUUCAGAGGCCGCAGCGAGCCCAUUUUCGUUGUUACUGUGGUGUUUCUUGGACUUUCCUUCAUUUCUGUCUGCUUGCGAUGCUUCGUGAGGCUGCGACUGGUGCGCGCAUUCGGCUGGGACGAUGCACUGAUGGUUUUUGCCAUGGCUCUGGAGAUUCUGUUCGCCUUAUGUGGUAUUACCGGAUCACUGUAUGGCAUGGGACAGAAGCUCGAGUGGCUUGACGAAGAUACGUUGGAAACCGCUUUGUUUUGGUGGUGGCUAGGGCAAACAAGCUAUGUCGUGACGGUCGUUGUUGCCAAGGUUUCUAUUGCGUUGACUCUCUUCCGUCUUACCGUUUCUCGGGUACACAAGAUGCUUUUAUGGUUUGUCAUCGCCAUCACAAUCGUCGUGGGCCUGGUUUUUUGGUUCAUGUUGACUCUGGAAUGUCAGCCCGUGUCAUACUUUUGGCAGCGCUUUCAUUCUACCGGGACAUGCCUUUCCAUCAACUACCUUAUCGACGUCGCAUACCUGUAUAGCGUGACGGCCAUGGUUUGUGACUUGAUCUUGGGAUUGUUGCCUGCAUUUCUGGUUUGGAACUUGCAAAUGGGCACAAGAACCAAGGCUGCACUGGCCGGUAUUCUGAGCAUGGGCUGCGUAGCUAGCGCUGCUGUGAUUGUGCGCAUACCUUUCCUGCCUACCUACAACGACAAGGAGUUCCUCUAUGCUACAGCGCAGAUUUCAAUCUGGUCCAAUGUCGAGGCUGGCCUCGGCAUUACGGCAGGCUGUCUAGUUACCCUGCGUCCUCUCUUUCGCUGGCUGGGCGACGCCAGUUACGGCGUCACACGCAGCAAGAAAACAGCUGAUAGCAUGCCGCUUUCGAGCUCAAUCGGCCAUGCAUAUCACGCCUCACAGAGUCAUGCGACCAAAUACUGGCGCCCAGAUCUCGACCCAGAAGAUUCCCAGGGUGUGAUCACGACCAUUCAGACUGCCGCCGGGAGUCCGCACAGCAGUCAGGAGGAUCUCAAUCCAAAGCCUAAAGGCAUGAAAGGGGUCAAUAUACACAAGUCCUUUCUACACACCUAUGUUUGGCCUUUCUUGAUUAUCUGGCCCGCGUUUUUGGCUUUUUACCUGUCUCCUGAGCGCUACGAUACCUACAUCCAGGGCCAGGAAUGGACUUUCGUUUUUACUGGCUCGAUCAUCACCGCGCAAUCUCUACUAUGGCUGAUGACGAAAUGGAAUAUCAAUAUCCAGACUCUAUUUACCGCUACCAAGGCCAGUUCGGUUGAUUCCGCCCGGCUUAUCAAAGUUAUCCCGGCUGCCAACGCCGGUUCCGCUGAAAUCUGUCCACUUGUUGUUGAUUACCGUGGUGGAAAGAAGACCAUCUCGUUCUUGUUUCAGAAGCGCCGUUUUCUCUUCAAUCCGGAGACUGGCUCGUUUGCUCCUCUGUCGUACGUUCUCGAUGCAGAGCCUAAGCCUGCACUCAAGUACUUCCAGAAGAGCCAAGGACUUGCGACCAAGGAGGAAAUCGAGCGCAUUCGGCACCACUAUGGCGACAACACGUUCGAUAUCCCCGUUCCCGGUUUUGUGGAGCUCUGGAAAGAGCAUGCGGUUGCCCCAUUCUUUGUCUUCCAGAUCUUCUGUGUUGGACUGUGGAUGCUCGAUGAAUACUGGUACUACUCCUUGUUCACGCUCGCCAUGCUUGUCAUGUUUGAGAGCACGGUCGUCUGGCAACGACAGAGGACCCUCAGCGAAUUCCGAGGUAUGAACAUCAAGCCUUACGACGUUUGGGUCUAUCGCGAGAAGAAGUGGCAAAAGAUCACCAGUGACCUGCUGCUGCCCGGUGACCUCAUGUCUGUCAACCGCACCAAGGAAGAUGGCGGUGUCGCGUGUGACAUUCUCCUGAUCGAGGGCAGUGCCAUUGUGAACGAGGCUAUGCUUUCCGGAGAGAGCACGCCUCUUCUGAAGGAGUCGGUUCAGCUUAGACCCUCAGACGACUUGAUUGAACCUGAAGGAUUGGACAAGAAUGCGUUUGUUCACGGCGGCACCAAAGUUCUUCAGAUUACCCAUGCAAACACCGCUCCUGAAGAUCUUGUUUUCAAGAAUGAAUCGAACAUUCUUCCUACUCCAGACGCAGGCGCACUGGGUGUCGUCGUCAAGACCGGAUUUGAGACCAGCCAGGGAAGUCUCGUGCGCACGAUGAUUUAUUCUACCGAGCGGGUGUCUGCCAACAAUGCGGAAGCCUUGCUUUUCAUUCUCUUCCUUUUAAUCUUCGCCAUCGCCGCCUCUUGGUAUGUCUGGCAGGAAGGUGUUUCAAAGGAUCGCAAGAGGUCGAAGCUUCUCCUGGACUGUGUCUUGAUCAUUACCAGUGUUGUCCCUCCCGAACUCCCAAUGGAACUCAGUCUCGCUGUCAACACUAGUCUGGCUGCUUUGAGCAAGUUCGCCAUCUUUUGCACGGAGCCUUUCCGUAUUCCUUUCGCUGGACGCGUGGAUGUUGCCUGCUUUGACAAGACUGGCACACUCACCGGUGAAGAUCUUGUCGUCGACGGCAUCGCCGGUCUUACUUUGGGUCACAACGGUGCAAAGGUCGAACCGAACGGCGCGCACACCGAGCUGGCCAAGGGCGGUGACAUUGGACUUGAUACCACGCUUGUUCUGGCUAGUGCUCACGCCCUGGUCAAAUUGGAUGAAGGCGAAGUGGUCGGCGAUCCCAUGGAGAAGGCCACUCUGAAAUGGCUCGGCUGGACCCUCGGCAAGAACGACACCUUGACUGGUAAAGCUGCGCCUGCCGCUGGUCCUGUUAUCCCAGAAUCCGUUCAAGUUGUGAGACGGUUCCAGUUCUCUUCUGCGCUCAAGCGCCAGAGCACGAUUGCCACUGUCGUUCUUGAUGAUCGCAAGGCACACAAGAAGGUCAAGUCCACCUUUGUCGGUGUCAAAGGUGCUCCCGAGACUAUCCGUACCAUGCUAGUCGAUACUCCUCCUGGCUACGAAGAGACUUUCAAGUACUUCACCCGUAACGGUGCCCGCGUCCUUGCUCUCGCUUACAAGUAUCUUUCCCACGAUUCCGAGUUUUCCCGUGGUCGCAUUAACAACUACACCCGUGAAGAUGUUGAGUCUGACUUGACCUUUGCCGGCUUCCUUGUCUUGCAAUGCCCCUUGAAGGACGAUGCCAUUAAGGCGGUUCGCAUGCUUAACGAGAGCAGCCACCGUGUUGUCAUGAUUACUGGUGACAACCCGUUGACCGCCGUCCAUGUUGCGCGUCAAGUCGAGAUUGUUGACCGUGAGGUUCUGAUCCUCGAUGCUCCUGAGAAUGACAAGUCCGGGACCAGAUUGGUCUGGCGGAGCAUUGACGACAAAGUCAACAUUGAUGUUGACCCUACCCAGGCCCUCGACCGUCGCAUCUUGGACACCAAGGAUAUUUGUGUUACGGGUUACGCUCUGGCUAAGUUCAAGGGACAGAAGGCUCUACCUGAUCUUCUCCGUCACACCUGGGUUUAUGCUCGUGUCUCCCCCAAGCAGAAGGAAGAUAUUCUGCUAGGUCUCAAGGAUGCUGGUUACACAACGUUGAUGUGUGGUGACGGUACAAACGACGUGGGGGCUCUGAAGCAAGCUCAUGUUGGUGUUGCCCUCUUGAAUGGUUCCCCUGAAGAUCUCCAACGUAUUGCCGACCACUACCGUACCACCAAAAUGAAGGAGAUCUAUGAGAAACAGGUUUCCAUGAUGCAACGGUUCAAUCAGCCUGCUCCCCCUGUUCCUCUUCAGAUUGCCCAUUUGUACCCCCCUGGGCCUAGCAAUCCCCACUAUCAGAAGGCCGUCGACCGUGAAGCGCAGCGCAAGGGUGCCAACCCAGGCGCACAGCCCCAGGCAGAAGCUAUCCCGACCAUUACCUCGCCCGGCGCACAGGCACUACAGCAGUCCAACGCCAGUUUGACCCCCGAACAACAGCGGAGGCAGCAAGCGGCGGCGUCCGCUGCUGGGUUUGCUGACAAGCUUACCUCGUCCAUGAUGGAACAAGAGCUCGAUGACAACGAACCCCCCACUCUCAAGCUCGGAGACGCCUCGGUCGCAGCUCCGUUCACCAGCAAGCUCGCCAACGUUAUCGCUAUCCCGAAUAUUCUUCGUCAGGGACGCUGUACCCUUGUUGCGACAAUCCAGAUGUACAAGAUCCUCGCCUUGAACUGCUUGAUCAGCGCCUACAGUUUGAGUGUCAUCUACUUGGACGGUAUCAAAUUCGGUGACGGCCAGGUUACUAUCAGUGGUAUGCUGAUGAGCGUCUGCUUCCUUUCCAUUUCCCGCGCGAAGUCCGUGGAGGGUUUGUCCAAGGAGCGUCCGCAGCCGAACAUUUUCAACGUUUACAUUAUUGGCUCUGUGCUUGGUCAAUUUGCCAUUCACAUUGUCACCUUAAUCUACCUGUCGAACUAUGUCUAUUCAAUUGAACCGAGACAAUCUGAUAUUGACCUGGAGGGCGAAUUCGAGCCGUCGCUUCUUAACAGCGCGAUCUACCUGCUUCAGCUUAUUCAACAGAUAUCGACCUUUUCGAUCAAUUACCAGGGCCGUCCCUUCCGAGAGUCGAUCCGUGAGAAUAAGGCGAUGUACUGGGGUCUGGUCGCCGCCUCUGGUGUUGCUUUCUCUUGCGCCACGGAGUUCGUUCCUGAAUUGAAUGAGAAACUGCGCCUUGUCCCCUUCAGCACCGAGUUCAAGGCCACUCUUACUGUCCUGAUGAUCUUCGACUACGCCGGAUGCUGGAUCAUUGAGAAUGUGCUCAAGCGACUUUUCAGUGACUUCCGGCCGAAGGAUAUCGCUAUCCGCCGACCGGACCAGCUCCAGCGGGAGGCAGAGCGCAAGCGUCAAGAGGCAUUGGAGCAGCAGACCGAGACGAAGGCGUAA
This is a messenger RNA of Aspergillus saccharolyticus JOP 1030-1, 4872 nucleotides long. Its product is annotated as ion-transporting P-type ATPase SPF1. The transcript has 8 exons. Lineage: Eukaryota; Fungi; Ascomycota; Eurotiomycetes; Eurotiales; Aspergillaceae. Gene Ontology annotation, biological process: intracellular calcium ion homeostasis. Bases 1 to 4872 code for a protein of 1623 amino acids. Gene Ontology annotation, cellular component: endoplasmic reticulum membrane. Gene Ontology annotation, molecular function: ATP binding; P-type ion transporter activity; ATP hydrolysis activity. The record is from RefSeq and is a predicted model, not a curated record.